CGCUGUCUACUCGAACUACAUUUCCCAAGUAGCUUUUACCCCGUGUCUGUCACUAAGCAUGCGCAAGACGUUUUAGCGACGGCGAGGAAUAGAGGACCCCCCAGGCGUUCGCGCGUGUGUAUGGUUGAGUCGAUUGAACAACCCAAAAAAAAAAAAAAAAGUCCCGAGAAAACCUGGGAGACACUCCCAAAUUUUUAGUGAUUUAAAACAGCCAUAUGUGCAUAGGGCCACAUGGAAGCCAGAGCCAGACAUCUUUACCUCUAAGGUUGCUUGACAGACAAGUUUUACUUAUGUUUACUUGAGAAAUGGCAGAGAAAGACAAGUUUAAUGCACUUGACUGCUGAGCCAUAGGAAUUGAAACAAAGUGCAGGUAGAAGAGAGAACGCACUGAGGGCAGUUUAAAGAUUUAGCUUGAUAAUAAAAGACAGCCUCAGCUGUUUGUGUCAUAUCAUGUCUCAGUUUUUAUUCUACACAUUCCCAAAUUUAUAGCCAGGGAUUUGAUCAUUUUGUGCUUGUGUCACUGGAAACAUUUAUUUGUUGUACCUUUUCUUUCACAUGCCGUGUGGAAGAAGUCUAGUUUGCUUAAAUGGAGAAUUUCAGCGUCAAAAGGGCAAAUUGUAGAGGACGCCAUUACCUCAGCAUCAACUGCAAAAUAGCCUAGCCUAGCUCAGCUCAGCCCUGCUGGCCAGUCCGUGACUCCUCCUUCCCCUUCCCUCUUCUCCCACAUAGUGCCCCUCCACCCCUGUCUCUUUCAAGUGAGCUAUAAUGGCAUCGGUGCGCUUCACCGUGACGCCCACUAAGGCGGAGGACCUCCCAGGGGGGUCAGACCUGUCACCUGACAUCAGCCUGCGCUCCGGUUCCCGUGUGCGCUUUGAGUCAGACAGCGCCAACCGAAGUGACCCACUAAGCGAAGUUUCUGGAGGUGUGACGACGACUUCUGCAGGAGGAGGGGCUGACAGCCCGGAUCACAGCAGCAUAGACCAAGGUGAGGGAAAUUCGAAAACCUCCAGUGUGUACAUCAACAGCAAUCAUCAGGUGGACGAUGACGACUUCUACGACAAAAACCUGGCCUUGUUUGAGGAGGAGAUGGACACUCGGCCGAAGGUGUCCUCUCUCCUCAGCCGCCUGGUCAACUACACCAACCUGACUCAGGGGGCCAAAGAGCAUGAAGAGGCCGAGAGCAUCGGCGAGAAAAAGAAACCCAGCAAGUCGCCACAGAUGGGGACGCUGAUGGGCGUGUACCUUCCUUGUCUGCAGAACAUCUUCGGCGUCAUCUUGUUCCUGCGGUUGACCUGGGUGGUGGGAACUGCCGGCGUGCUGCAGGCCUUCUGUAUUGUUCUUAUGUGCUGUUGCUGUACAAUGUUGACCGCCAUAUCAAUGAGUGCAAUCGCAACCAAUGGAGUCGUACCAGCGGGAGGUUCCUACUUCAUGAUCAGCCGCUCUUUGGGUCCAGAGUUUGGGGGGGCGGUAGGCCUGUGCUUCUACUUGGGCACAACCUUCGCUGGAGCCAUGUACAUCCUGGGAGCUGUCGAGAUCCUUCUGAUGUACAUUGCACCCAGAGCAGCGAUCUUUGAAGGUGAAGGAGCAGCCAUGUUGAACAACAUGAGGAUAUACGGCUCCAUCUUUCUCCUCUUCAUGGCCUUGCUGGUUUUCGUGGGGGUCAAGUAUGUGAACAAACUGGCCUCUGUCUUCUUGGCCUGUGUCAUCAUCUCCAUUUUAUCCAUUUAUGUCGGAGCGCUGGUUUCUGCCUUCAGCGUGCCGGAUUUUCCCGUAUGCAUGCUGGGAAACAGAACUAUCAACGCCCAUGAUGUUGUUGACAACCACUGUAGUAAAACUGUCCUGGUUAAAGUUCCAGCUGAGAAAUUAGACAGCAACUUCACGAUUAACGAAAACAGCACAGUGGGCCCCACUUUUGACCCCAGCCAUGUCCCAGAGGUGAUGGUGGAGAAGACCACACAUCUUUGGAAGUUAUUUUGCCAUAACGCACAGCUCAACACCACCUGUGACGAAUACUUCACUUCAAACAACUUCUCUGAGAUUAAAGGGAUCCCCGGACUGACUAGUGGGGCCAUAUCAGAGAACCUGUGGAGUACAUACCUCCACAAAGGGGAUGUUUUGGAGAAAAGAUCCCUCCACACCUCUCAAGUUGCACACCCAGCCUCUGAUCGCUAUCCGUACGUGUUUGCUGACAUCACCACCUCCUUCACAGUGCUCGUGGGCAUCUUCUUCCCCUCGGUCACAGGAAUCAUGGCCGGCUCCAACCGGUCGGGGGAUUUAAAAGAUGCUCAGCGCUCCAUCCCCAUCGGAACCAUCCUCGCCAUCCUCACCACCUCUUUAGUCUAUCUGAGCAAUGUCGUGUUGUUUGGAGCCUGCAUCGAGGGGGUGGUCCUCAGAGACAAGUUUGGAGAUUCAGUUAAAGGCAAUCUGGUGGUGGGGACUUUGGCUUGGCCCUCGCCGUGGGUCAUUGUGAUCGGGUCCUUCUUCUCCACAUGUGGCGCGGGCCUCCAGUCUUUGACUGGCGCUCCACGACUCCUGCAGGCCAUCGCCAAAGACAACAUCAUCCCCUUCCUCCGGGUCUUUGGCCACGGGAAAGCUAACGGGGAACCUACGUGGGCUCUGCUGCUGACAGCUCUGAUAGCUGAGCUGGGGGUUCUCAUCGCAUCUCUGGACAUGGUGGCUCCUAUUCUGACAAUGUUCUUCCUUAUGUGUUACCUGUUUGUGAACCUGGCCUGUGCCCUUCAGACCCUCCUGAGGACACCCAACUGGAGGCCUCGCUUCUCAUACUACCACUGGAGCUUGUCCUUUCUGGGGAUGACUUUCUGCCUGGCGCUCAUGUUCAUAUCCUCUUGGUACUACGCAAUCGUUGCCAUGGUGAUUGCCGGGAUGAUCUACAAGUACAUUGAGUAUCAAGGGGCAGAGAAGGAGUGGGGAGAUGGGAUCCGUGGUCUGUCACUCAGCGCUGCCCGUUAUGCUCUGCUGAGGCUGGAAGAAGGACCACCGCAUACUAAAAACUGGAGGCCUCAGCUUUUGGUGUUACUAAAACUGGACGAAGACGCCCACGUCAAGUCUCCUCGGCUCCUGACGUUUGCCAGCCAGCUAAAGGCGGGAAAAGGCCUGACCAUUGUUGGCACUGUUGUCCCCGGGAACUACCUGCAGAGCUAUGGAGAGGCGCUCGCUGCUGAGCAGACUCUGAAGCACCUGAUGGAUAAGGAGCGCGUGAAGGGCUUCUGCCAGUGCAUCGUGGCUCAAAAGCCACGUGAUGGGAUCAGCCACAUGAUCCAGUCAAGUGGCCUGGGAGGAAUGAAACCCAACACUGUGGUGAUGGGCUGGCCUCACGCCUGGAGGCAAAGCGAGGACCCACAGUCCUGGAAGACCUUCAUCAACACAGUGCGGGUGACCACAGCGGCCCACCUUGCGCUUCUGGUGCCCAAAAACAUCUCCCUGUUCCCUAGCAACUCCGAGCCCUGCACAGAGGGCUACAUCGAUGUGUGGUGGAUCGUCCAUGACGGCGGGAUGCUGAUGCUUCUGCCUUUCCUCCUGCGACAACACAAGGUGUGGCGCAAGUGUUCAAUGCGAAUCUUCACAGUGGCCCAGAUGGAGGAUAAUUCCAUCCAGAUGAAGAAGGAUUUGUUAACCUUCACCUAUCAGCUACGCAUCGAUGCUGAGGUGGAAGUAGUGGAGAUGCACGACAGUGACAUCAGUGCAUAUACCUAUGAGAGGACGCUGAUGAUGGAGCAGAGGUGUCAGAUGCUCAGACAGAUGCGACUGUCUAAAUCUGAUCGGGACAGAGAGAGGGUACGCUGGAGUUUUGAUGAUGCGUAUCUUUCCCCCAGGUACAAAAGUCCUGGACCCUUCACGCCAAACACCUCCAGAGGAGACAGAGACAGACAGGCCCAGCUGGUGAAGGAUCGUAACUCCAUGCUGCGUCUGACGAGCAUCGGCUCAGACGACGAAGAUGACACAGACGGCGGCGAGCGAGACCGGGCGGCGAGCGGCAGCGGCGGCAGUACUGAGCACCACCGCCGCAUUCAGAUGACCUGGACCAAAGAGAAGACCACACAAUACAGAGCGACGCACUCGGGCUGCUCCACCCCCGAGGGCUUCAGGGACAUGCUGAGCAUCAGGCCGGACCACUCCAACGUCAGGCGAAUGCACACUGCCGUCAAACUCAACGAGGUCAUCGUCAACAGAUCCCACGACGCCCGGAUCGUCCUGCUCAACAUGCCUGGACCUCCCAGGAACACCGAAGGAGAUGAGAACUACAUGGAGUUCCUGGAGGUCCUGACAGAAGGAUUGGAGCGUGUGCUGUUGGUGAGAGGCGGAGGAAGUGAAGUCAUCACCAUCUACUCCUGAUUAGACAAACACAGGAAGCCAGCAUCAAGCAAGCAGCCAGUCGUGCAGGAGAGAGCAGAGUGAAGACGAUGGGAUCUGGGAACCUGAAAAAGAGCGAUUGUCGAUUGUCACACUUCCCUGUCGUGGCGCUGGUUUCCAUCCCACAUGCUGUCCAAGCUACAAAAAUGCCAACACAAUUCCAACAAGGAGCAGUGUGUGUGUGUGUGUGUGUGUGUGUGUGUGUGUGUGUGUGUGUGUGUGUUUAUGUUUGACUCACCCACCCGAGGGUCCUCUGACUCGAUGAGGAAGGGAGCACUGUGGUGUUAGGAGCGAUUGCGUUUGGAGGGGCGGACCACAGAGGCUAACGGUGAGAGGCUGCGGAGCGGCUGACCCGCUGAUGAGACUCAGGGUUGCUUUUUGUACAGAAUGUAAUUUGGAAGCAGACAGCAGUUUUCUGUCAGAAUCAAGUAUGGUUUUCUUUUUGUUGCUUCUCACAAACACAUCUGUUUACUCUUACCAGCGUAUCGGUACUCUUUAUUUUCAUAUCCAGGAGUAUUUGCACACAACUGACGAGAAUCUGCUUUAUUAAGACGCACUGACAAGGAUUUAUUUUUUGAUUUUCGCUGCUACUACUUAGAAUUUAGUCACAACAGCCUUUAACAUAAAAAUGUUGGGUGUUUAAAAUUCAGACAUCUUACCUCAAAAAUGAAUUUAUUCAUAUCAGAUGAAUAUUUUAAUAAAUACAGCAUAUUAAGACAGAAUUUCAGGCUAUAUAUAUAAAAUUUAAAUGGAUAAGUAGAAAUUCUGAUAAGGUCUAUUUUAUUGGCAUUCAGCAGGACUAUGUUGUGUAAAAAAUUGAUAACACCUGAGUUUUAUUUACAUUUUUAAAAAUCAAAUAAAAAUUCAAAGGUACUUUUUGUAAAUUCCUGUAUUUUAAAAAAUAGUUUGAAACAUCAAAAAUUAACUAAAGUGACAGCCACGCAGGCCUUGUGUUGCAGGGUCAGUGUAACCUUUAUUAAUUAUUACUAUUAUUAUUAUUAUUUCUUUUUACUGUGGCGCCAGGCCAAAGGCAAUGCACGUUGAGGAAGAGGGGGUGGGACUAAAAAUCAAAGCGGCACCUACCUGCAAACAUCCCACUGGUGAAGUGCUGCCCCCUGGUGGUAAGUUUUAGCUCAUUUUUGCAGAGGGUAAUUACAAGAAUUCCCCCUUCAGAACUUCCAUAAUUAGAAGAAAACCUGUCAGAGCUCAGUUUAAAAUCACAAGGUUUAUUCCGGAAACCCAUCAAACCUUGCUGAUACAGCAGUGUCCACUUCUUCUUUUUUUUUCUUUUUUUUUUUUUAAUUGCUUAAAGAGGAUUUCGGUCUUUUGCACCACAUUCAAGGUUCAAGGGUUCAACACAUUCACAGCUGUGGAUGUGACACCAAAAUGAAACCAGUGCAAAGGAAAUGGUCAGAGGUUUUCUCUCUGCUCUCUCGUUUUCUCUCAGGCCCACGCUGGACUGCACCUGAAUAGUUAGUAAGUUAUUCGACGUUAGCGUAGAGUUCAGUUUAGAGAUGGGGGGGGCUGGGGACAGUUUUUGGUUGUUGCCAUAACGACCUUGUAAAGGGAAACAGUAUUGUGGAGACACUGGACCAUCGUGGAGAGGACCACCACACUUCAUGUGUAUACAUUUUUGUGUGUGUGUGUGUGUGUGUGUGUGUGUGUGUGUGUGUGUGUGUGUGUGUGUGUGUGUGUGUGUGUGUGUGUGUGUGUGAGAGAGAGAGAGAGAGAAUGUGGGCUCACAAGCUACAAUGAGGAGCUCUGAACUGCAGGUGUUUGAUUCCACUCUAACGCUUUCUUUUUUCUUUUUUACAGUGUUACCGUGCAGGGUUGUUCUCUGUUCAUUGUUAUUUCCUAAACAUUGUUUUGUUUUGUUUUUUUCUUGCUUGUACAUAAAAAUGAAAAAUCCCAAGUUUUAUCUUUUUUUAAUU
Molecule: messenger RNA, 6302 nt
Organism: Maylandia zebra (zebra mbuna)
Lineage: Eukaryota; Metazoa; Chordata; Actinopteri; Cichliformes; Cichlidae
Gene: slc12a6
Product: solute carrier family 12 member 6
Biological process (GO): potassium ion homeostasis; chloride transmembrane transport; chloride ion homeostasis
Cellular component (GO): plasma membrane
Molecular function (GO): potassium:chloride symporter activity
Source: RefSeq, a predicted model, not a curated record